Messenger RNA from Sorex fumeus (smoky shrew), 1060 nucleotides. It is a transcript of the gene CHMP4A, whose product is annotated as charged multivesicular body protein 4A. The transcript has 6 exons. Gene Ontology annotation, biological process: late endosome to vacuole transport via multivesicular body sorting pathway; vesicle budding from membrane. Bases 174 to 839 code for a protein of 221 amino acids. Gene Ontology annotation, cellular component: cytoplasmic side of plasma membrane; ESCRT III complex; multivesicular body. The record is from RefSeq and is a predicted model, not a curated record. NCBI's taxonomy places the organism in Eukaryota, Metazoa, Chordata, Mammalia, Eulipotyphla, Soricidae.
CGGUCACUUUAAGCGCUGCGCCGGCCUCCUCCGCGCCUGGUGAUGACGUCGCAGCGGAGUCCCACGGCGGGAUUGGCCGAGGCCGGUCUCCGCGUGACGAGCCGCGGUCUCCCCUCCCCGAGCAAGGCGGAAGUGAGGACGCCGUGGGCGGUGGCGGGAGAGGCGAGGUCGCGAUGAGUGGUCUCGGCCGGCUCUUCGGGAGGGGAAAGAAAGAGAAGGGGCCAACCCCAGAAGAGGCAAUUCAGAAACUGAAGGAGACAGAGGAGAUUCUGAUCAAGAAACAGGAGUUUCUGGAGCAGAAGAUUCAGCAGGAAUUACAGGCAGCCAAGAAGCAUGGGACCAAGAAUAAGAGAGCUGCCCUACAGGCUCUUCGGAGGAAGAAAAGGUUGGAACAGCAGCUGGCACAAACUGAUGGGACAUUAUCUACCCUGGAGUUUCAGCGUGAGGCCAUUGAAAAUGCCACCACCAACACCGAAGUCCUUCGUACCAUGGAACUUGCUGCCAAAGGCAUGAAGAAGGCCUACCAGGACAUGGACAUCGACAAGGUGGAUGAACUGAUGGCUGACAUCACAGAGCAGCAGGAAGUGGCCCAGCAGAUCUCAGAUGCCAUUUCUCGGCCUGUGGGCUUUGGAGAUGAUGUGGAUGAGGACGAGCUGUUGGAGGAGCUAGAAUUGCUGGAGCAGGAAGGAUUGGACCAGGAGUUGUUAAAUGUGGGUGACAAGAAAGAAGAACCAUCAGUCAAGCUACCCGAUGUUCCCUCUCAUGGUCUCCCGGCUGAACCAGCUUCCAAAGCAGAUGAAGAUGAAGAACUAAAGCAGUUGACAGAGUGGGUAUCCUGAUGAAUCUGGGCCCAUCUUUCCUCACGCUGCCUUCAUUGGUCUCUUAUCCUAAAGUGCCAAGUGAACUCAAGGAACUGAGCUAAAGGAAAAUUAGCCUUUCUGGGAGGUGCUGGGGGGGUAGGGUAACUGCCACCCCUACUCCACUUUGGAGGAGUCUGGGCUCCCUACUCUCUGGUAGCUGUUACAGUGCUCUUAUUCCCAAUAAAAAUGGACAAGUAGAA